AUGCUGCUGCUCCGCACAGCUGCUCUUUGCACCUGGCAAGGGAAUGGAAGAGGAUGCAUUGCUCUUAGUGACUCUCUCACUAAGAGCAAUGAGAAACCAGUAACUGAUGCCACAGUUACCGAGUGUCCAACCAUUCCUCUGGAGUGGUGUUCAGAGUACGAGGAAGAGAUCGACCGUCAGCGCAGACUGCUGGAUAUCACCUGGAAACCCCAAAUCAAGCUGCACAGGACAGGAAGUCAAUGUAAAACUGAAACAGGUAAAAAGUCUUUAAAAUGUGAUGUUUGUGGAAAAAGCUUUAAGAAAAGGUCCCAAAUAAAAGAGCAUUACAGAAUCCACACUGGUGAGAAGCCGCAUUCAUGUAAAAUAUGUCAGAGAAGUUUUGCUCAUAGGAGCAAUUUGUUGCGCCACAUGAGAAUCCACACAGGUGAGAAGCCGUAUCCUUGUCAAACCCGUGGGAAAAAGUUUACAUGUAGUACGCAUUUGUCAGUGCACUUAAGAAUGCACACAGGUGAGAAACCCUUUCAUUGUAAAAGAUGUGGGAAAAUGUUCACACGAAGCAGUAAUUUGCUGGAGCACAUGAGAACACACACAGGUGAGAAGCCGUAUCCUUGUAACACAUGCGGGAAAAAGUUCACAUGUAGUAGUCAUUUGUUAGUUCACAUAAGAACUCACACAGGAGAGAAACCAUAUCUUUGUAAAAUCUGUGGGAAAAUGUUCACACGUAUUAGUGUUUUGUUGCGCCACAUGAAAAACUCACACAGAUGA
Oreochromis aureus is the source of this 765-nucleotide messenger RNA. RefSeq names its product oocyte zinc finger protein XlCOF19-like. NCBI's taxonomy places the organism in Eukaryota, Metazoa, Chordata, Actinopteri, Cichliformes, Cichlidae. The transcript is spliced from 4 exons. The coding region runs from base 1 to 765 and encodes 254 amino acids. Gene Ontology annotation, cellular component: nucleus. Gene Ontology annotation, biological process: regulation of transcription by RNA polymerase II. Gene Ontology annotation, molecular function: RNA polymerase II cis-regulatory region sequence-specific DNA binding; DNA-binding transcription factor activity, RNA polymerase II-specific. The record is from RefSeq and is a predicted model, not a curated record.